Molecule: messenger RNA, 1266 nt
Organism: Chaetomium fimeti
Lineage: Eukaryota; Fungi; Ascomycota; Sordariomycetes; Sordariales; Chaetomiaceae
Exons: 2
Coding region: 1-1266 (421 amino acids)
Source: RefSeq, a predicted model, not a curated record
AUGGCACGACCAGGCGGCUUUUCUCGCGUCAUAGACGUGGAAACAGGCCCACAGGGCGCUCUCGAGACAGACGAAUCCCACUUGCACACCAUUGACUCGAUCAUUGACUCCCCGAAUGCCGAGCUAGCAAAAUGCAUCCUCACAUGGGUCGUCUCGGCACCACGACCACUCGCCGUGGACGAACUCACAGAAGCAGUCAGCCUGGAUAUCGGCCAAACUCUAACAUCAUCGCCGCUCUCACAACAACUAGAGAGAAUUACCGGACCACUUAUCGUCGUUGACGGCCAGUCUCGAGUCCGCAUUACUCACGAAACGACCUCGGCCUUCCUAACUCAACCACGCAUCGACGGCGUGUCCUGGAUCGAUCGUCCCACUGCACACGCUAGAGUCGCCGAACUUUGUCUGGAGAUACUCUGCGGGGACCAGUUUGCGCCGCCAAAGCAUCAGCGAGGAGGAGUUAAUAGCGACAACACGCCUGCUUCCCCCUUGUCGAUCUACGCAGCCGCCCAUUUCUCACACCACCUAGCCCGCAGCUCGUUGACCGCCAACGGUCACAUGUCUCUACUCGACAAGUUCCUUCGGACCAAUGUCCUGACAUGGAUCGAAAAGCUCGCUCAAUCGGGCGACCUCUCCGGCCUGCUAGAGGGGGCUCGCGGGAUAGAGACCUAUCUUACGCAGCGCAACAACUGCCAUACCGUGGGGGAUGAAGCCCAAGCUGAGACGGCCAGGGUGUGGGUGACUGAGAUCCACCGUCUCGUCGCCGUUUUUCACUCGGCCAUUCUCGCCAUGCCGUCGUCGGUACACUUUCUACUACCACAGCUUUGCCCCCGAGGCUCCAUCACUAGGAAGCUCUUUGGCACACCCACCGAAGGCUUGAGGAUAGUCGGCCAGCUGGAUGAAGACUGGGAUGACAGGCUGACUUGCUACCUGUUCCCCGAGCGCGCCCUGUCCGUGACUUGCUGCGAACACCUUGUGGCCAUCGGCGUCAGCAACAGUAAUAUCCAUCUUUACAGCGCCAAAACAUUCGAGUUUGUAGCUGCGCUACCGAACGGAAGAAGGCCCGGGUUCCUGGCGUUCGACUCAACCUCAUCCUUUUUGGUCUCGUGCGACCUGGGAAUACUGGAGCUUUGGGAUCCUUGCAGCUACUCUCUGCGGAAACUCAUCGGUUGUCUUGUGGGACUUGAAGCUUCGAAGGAUGAUUGGGGUUAUCGAGCCGGAACAGGAUCCCGAAGACACCACUGGCAGCGGUUCUGCACCAGCACCUGA